AUGGCCUUCAUCACCGAGAUCUCCGUCACCGAACUCUCCGGCUCCACCCGCGACCCAGGCGUAACCUCAUUCUCCAUCGACGUCCCCAACCGCACGAUCUCCAGCUACUCCCACAUCUUGCUCGACGUCUCUUUUCCCACCGGGGUCUUCGUGCAACCCAUCCUCGACUUCGCCAUCAAAUCCAUCGAUGGCCUGGGCUUACUCUCCAAACGCUCCGUUGCGAAAUUCCGGUCGCAGAUCAUCCGUCCCUUCUUGCCGCCCGAGGAUCACCCGCUACUCCCACUUCUUCUUCGAACCUCCAACACCGGCGACCUCGUGCAGCCCAGCCUCGACUUCGCCAUCAAAGCCAUCGACGGCGCAGACCUCCUUCAACACAACACAGCUGCGAGGCCAGUCCUCUUCGGAACAACCUUCAUGACGACCAUGGAAUCCUUCUCCGCCUACGACUCAGCACUUCAUACCAUUAGCCAGCAGAGGAGACCGACGCCAAUGCCACGCUCUUCUACCUCACCACCAUGCCAAGCCGGCGCUCGGACCCAAAUGGCAAGCGGAUGGCACAAGGACUUCUCCGCAUGCAAAGGAUGGCGCCGUGGAGUGCCUCACUGCAAGUGUGUUGUUCACAUCUCACACCGUUCGUCCGGCGCACAGGAAAAUGGAUGCGAGUACGACGAGCAAGACCUGGACGAAAGGGUGGCGCUGCGCGAGACGUGGGCCAGAGCGAUGAGUCUGCCGCACCAGGAUCGAGGGCACAAUACCCCAGCACUCACCACGAUCUUUGCACAACGCAUCACCGAUCCGCAUCAUACGGCCGAAGGCAACCCUCCUUGUGCGAGCGCCCACUACACUCUUAUCCGCAACGUCGCACGGUCGCAUCGCAUCAGAGCCUCGACUAGGAACAGGCAGCGCGAUGAGGCUUGUCAGACUACUAUCCUGGUCGGAAGAUCGACCGAACAUAUUCUGGGCUGCAAGACCGCUGAACGCAUCCAUUUCUGGGGUCAGAACCACGACACGCAACACCUCCUGCACCGCAAGCAAGUCACGCCACGUCCGGCCCCAACCACGCCGUCGCUAUUCGUCCUCAGCUUCUUAGCUGCGUUGCCACUUUCCUGCUUCAUCUACUUCAAGCGUGAGCAUGAAGGUUGGAGAAGCGGGAGAGCCAGGCGCUGGUUCGAUCAGCAGGGAUUCCUCAACGCAAACUGGCAGAACAAAUCGUCGAAGCACACGCCAUCGGCAGAGAAGCCUGCGUCAGCUCGGACGUACACCACCUCCUCCUUCGAGGCAAGCACGUCAUCGUCGUCCAUGAGCAUGCAUCACCCGGCUGCGGCCACGCAGUCGUUGUCCUGUCGAUCUGUGGAGUCCACAACGGCGCACAGAACGGUCUUGCAACUACCGGGACUGCAUGCUCCUGAUCUGCUGAAAUUGACCAAGCCGACCAUCAGUGGGAAGCGCCAGCAUUUCAUCAAUGGUCGAGUCUAG
Molecule: messenger RNA, 1476 nt
Organism: Zymoseptoria tritici IPO323
Lineage: Eukaryota; Fungi; Ascomycota; Dothideomycetes; Mycosphaerellales; Mycosphaerellaceae
Exons: 4
Coding region: 1-1476 (491 amino acids)
Source: RefSeq, a predicted model, not a curated record